Messenger RNA from Helicoverpa zea (corn earworm), 1678 nucleotides. RefSeq names its product putative inorganic phosphate cotransporter. The coding region runs from base 97 to 1650 and encodes 517 amino acids. Gene Ontology annotation, molecular function: transmembrane transporter activity. NCBI's taxonomy places the organism in Eukaryota, Metazoa, Arthropoda, Insecta, Lepidoptera, Noctuidae. The record is from RefSeq and is a predicted model, not a curated record. The transcript is spliced from 8 exons. Gene Ontology annotation, biological process: monoatomic anion transport; transmembrane transport.
AAUUUUGUCAUUCAUGUCAUAGUAAGUUGUGAUGUAGUAGUAAGUGUAGGUGAAAUCUUAUAUUAAAGGAUUGUUGAUGUACUGCAUAGUGCCAAAAUGCCUCUGAUAGGAUGGCGUCGAGUUCUGAACAAAGCGAUGGUGAUACCCCAGCGCUAUGUCCUGGGUAUCAUGGGACUAUUCGCGUUGGGAAACUCGUUCACCAUGCGGGUUUGUCUCAGCAUGACCAUAACACAAAUGGUACUCCACACAGGGUCGACUGAACACAUUGUAGGGGAAACGUGCCCAGACCCGGCUAAUGUGGCUGUCUCUAAUGCGACGGCUGUGAAAGCACCUGUAUUGUUUACGGGGCGAGAUCGUUACGACUGGGACGAGGCAACGCAAGGGUUUCUUCUAAGUGCCUUCUAUUACGGUUAUGUUAUCACCCAUUUACCUGGAGGACUGUUGGCUGAAAAAUUUGGAGGCAAAUGGACAGUGGGGAUUGGACUUUUGUUGACAUCUGUAGCGACUGUCCUUACGCCUUUUGCUGUGACAGUCGGUGGAGCCACGGGGUUGUUCAUCAUUAGAGUUAUCGAAGGCUUUGGUGAGGGUCCAGUAACACCAGCCUUUGUCUUACUACUAGCAAGAUGGGUACCCCCAUCAGAAAGGUCUCGCUUUGGUGCCAUGAUAUUUGGAGGAGCUCAAGUAGGAAAUGUUUUUGGCCCCUACAUUUCUGGAAUCCUAUUAUCAAAUGGCGGUGACUGGGCCAAUGUAUUUUAUGUAUUUGGAGGUCUUGGAAUUAUAUGGUUCGUGUUUUGGGUUUUCCUAUGCUACAGUACGCCCAACACCCACCCAUAUAUUUCUGACGAAGAACGAGAAUACUUGAACAAUACUGUAGCCGCAACUGGUUUGAACAAAAAGCUGGACCCCGUGCCAUUCAAAGCUCUGUUACGAUCCGCACCUUUGUGGGUUCUUGUAAUGGCGGCUAUUGGCCACGAUUGGGGAUACUUCACGAUGAUAACAGAUCUUCCCAAAUACUUCUCAGAUGUCUUAAAGUUCAAUAUCAAAGAAACGGGACUCAUGUCAGCUUUACCGUACAUCGCUAUGUACGUGACCUCCUUUAUUUUCGCCAGUAUCUGCGAUUUGUGUGUCAAGAAAAAAUGGCACAGUAUUACAACAGGAAGAAAGAUUUACACAACAGUCUCGUCUUCCAUACCGGCACUGUUUAUUAUUCUGGCCUCAUAUUCUGGCUGCAAUCGUGCUGAGGCUGUUGGCCUUUUCAUAGCCUCUAUGGCGUUCAUGGGAGGCUUCUACAGCAGUGUCAAGAUCAAUGCCAUGGAUAUCUCCCCUAACUAUGCUGGUACUUGUUCCGCUUUCGUCAACGGUAUUGCUGCUAUAUCGGGCAUUAUUACGCCGUACUUGAUUGGGUUGCUGACUCCUGAUCAAACGAUAGGUCAGUGGCGCAUAGCAUUUUGGACCGUAUUCAUAGUACUUGUAGGGACCAAUGUCGUAUACCUUAUUUGGGGAUCUGGUGAACCCCAGUGGUGGGAUGACGUAGACAAAUAUGGUUACCCUCCUAAUUGGAAACAUGGACCUUUGAAGAAACGAGCAGUCGAUGGAGAGAAGAAAAUUGUUUAUCCUAAACAUGACCAUUCGCCCGUGUCAAAUGAUUGAUUGUAAAUAAAAUAUUUUUUUAAUUUUU